UUCCAUUAAUUUAUUUUCUCUCACUUUGGAGUGGAAAGAAGUGGAGUUUCAGCUUGCUGUCUGGGACUAAAAGUGGGAGUCUCUCUGGAGGAGGGGAUGUCAGGGAAGGUGUGCAGCAAUAACAGUGUGAUGCAGGCACGGAGGACUGUGGAACAACUACGAGUGGAGGCAAGCAUGGAGAGGAUCAAGAUCUCCACAGCAGCUGCCCAGCUGGUGCAGUACUGUCAGGAGCACAGUCGCAGUGACCCCCUCCUCACCGGCAUCUCUGCCUCCUCUAACCCCUUCAAAGACAAGAAGACCUGUGUCCUGCUGUAGAAAGGCUGCCUCAGGACACUGCUCUCUGGUGCUGCAUUCAACAGUGCUUCAUCAUCAACAACAGUGAAACAUUUUGAU
This is a messenger RNA of Salvelinus namaycush (lake trout), 393 nucleotides long. Its product is annotated as guanine nucleotide-binding protein G(I)/G(S)/G(O) subunit gamma-12-like. The transcript is spliced from 2 exons. Gene Ontology annotation, cellular component: heterotrimeric G-protein complex. Gene Ontology annotation, molecular function: G-protein beta-subunit binding. NCBI's taxonomy places the organism in Eukaryota, Metazoa, Chordata, Actinopteri, Salmoniformes, Salmonidae. Gene Ontology annotation, biological process: G protein-coupled receptor signaling pathway. The record is from RefSeq and is a predicted model, not a curated record. Bases 97 to 315 code for a protein of 72 amino acids.